GGAAGGGGGAACAUUUCUGUUGCGGUUUGGUGCUUCUGAGCUAAACCAUAGUUUAAUAUCAACUCUAUUAUAAAACUGUUAAAGUGUGUUUUCGAAUGAAUACUCUUGAAUAAGACAGUAGAAGUAACAGCUCCGCCUUAAAAAUGGAAGGUGGUAUGUAAAAAUUGAUGAACAUGUAUAGGAGUCCUUAAAGUGACAGAGUGCGCUGGCGUGUCGGGCUGUGUAUAUUGUCUCAAAAUGUCGUCGCACGAGGCAGCAUUGUUUAUUAUCAAAAAGUGAUAAAUCAAAUGACUCUGCAAUAAAUACUUCAUCAUUUUAAAACUGACUUUGAAGUUGUUUAACAGUGAUUAAGAAAUGUUUUAGUGAACUUGAAAACUGUGAAUCGACAAUAGAAGAAACAUGUGAUGUGAGUUGGAUUUUAAUAGUGUGAAGACUGAAAACUUAAUAUUUUUUCUUCAUAUUUUUUACGCUAUUUACGCAUUUGAAAUGUGAUUUGAAUCGGAGUAAAGUGAAAUAAAUGUACUUAUUGCAAAUUGUCCAAUAUUAAUUUACAUCUAAAACAGGUACCUACAUACCUUUAAUUGAUCUGCGCAGAAUUAAAGAGAAAAUGUUAUGGCGGCCAUAUUAGGCGUGUGCCGGUGAUGCGCGUGGACCACGCCCACCAUGAGUUCGUUCCUCAUGAACGGUGGCUAUCAGCCGCAGCCGGACCCCAAGUUCCCCCCCUCGGAAGAAUACAGCCAGGCCGACUACAUACCCCCAGGGGAAUACUACCAGCACCAGCAUUUGCAGUAUGGUUAUCAGCACCAAUACCCGGUUCAGCUGGGCUCUGGAUACGGUUAUGGGGGCUAUUAUCAUCCUAUUCCUCAGCAUCCACCAGUGGCGCCGCCGCCACGGCCUCCGGAGCCUUCGCAUCCUUCAGAAGCGGACCAUGGUUACGUUCCGCAUAACGAAGUCGCUCCUGGUUUAGCUGAGCUGGGUUUAAGACUAGAAAGGCAUAUAGAAGAAGCCGCCCCAGCGGGGCGGAAGCUCCAUGCGUUGGGUAGAGAAGGAUCCCCAGGGUCAGAGCUUGAUGAUGAAAGGUUGUUGUUGGACAGCCCGCCGGUAGAAGACGACGAUUCGUCUAUAUGUUCUGAUAAUACGGACAGGGUUAUUUAUCCGUGGAUGAAGAAGAUUCAUGUUGCUGGUGCUUCUAAUGGCUCAUAUCAACCAGGGAUGGAGCCAAAGCGGCAGCGAACAGCCUACACCAGACACCAAAUCUUAGAACUGGAGAAAGAAUUCCACUACAAUCGGUAUCUUACGCGGAGAAGACGAAUAGAAAUAGCCCACACUCUAGUCCUGUCAGAAAGACAAAUUAAAAUCUGGUUUCAAAACCGACGGAUGAAAUGGAAAAAGGACAACAAACUACCGAACACCAAAAACGUUAGAAGAAAAACUAAUCCCGCCGGAGUCACGACGACCGCGAAGGGAGCCACACCAAAGAGUAGAUCAAGUAAGAAUACGAAUAACAAUGAUAAGAAGAAAUCAAACAACAACGGACGACCAGAUAGUAUAGAGAAUGUGACGGAUAAUAUUAUGAAUGACUUACAUUGCGUCGGCGCGCAGCAGAAUCUAUCGCACGACCCUUCGAUCAGUCCGAUGUCGCACACGGGCAUGAACCCGGGGCACGCGAUGACGCAGCACCACCUCCACAUGAUGGGCAUGCACGGCAUGGACCCGGGCAUGGUGGCGAGCCUGGCUGCGCAGGCGCACGGCUCGCCCGUCACCGCCGGCUGCGGCUCCGGCAUCAGCCAGGCCAACCAGCCCGUCAUCAAGUCGGACUAUGGUCUAACCGCCUUAUAAUGUGUAAAGAAAUAACUAUAUUUUCCUCUAUGAACUUUCAGUUUUCUUACCAUUCCUUUGUGUCGAUAAUGUGUAAAGUGAUGAUUAAAAUUUAAUUAAUUUAAGAUUAUUUUAAGUUGUGUAAUAUUUAGGGUAACCAGUCAGAUAAUUGGAUGUUUGGAUAGAUAAGUGGGAAACUUUACAAUGUCAAAAGUGUGAUUAUUAAUUAUUUUAGGCUAUAGAUUCUUCGAGUGUUGGGUUUGUACAUUUCGCUUGAAGUCAUUGUCGUCAUCUAUACUUUAAAGAGCAGUAUUAUAUUAUGUCUUAGUUCGAUGUCUUUAAUUCAAAUAUUUUUAUUUUAUAAAUGCCUAACUAUAAAAUAAUCAAUGUAAAUCAAAUUUUUCUUUAUAUUUACAGCAAUUUUGUAAAGUUACCAUUUAUUACAUUUCAUAUUUAAGAGAGUGUAUAAAAUGUCGAUUUUCAUUCUAUAUGUUGUGGAUAUACAGUUAUUUAUAUUUUUGUAUUGUAUAAAAAGUAGUAAUUGUGUAUAAUCAUCAUUUAAUUGGCAAUGACUUAGGUUUAGUUAGGUACAAAUUCUUGGCAUUUAGUUUUAAAUGACAAAUUGUUUUGUAACUAAAAUAGGAGAAAUGUGAAUACGAAACCAAUAAAAUAGUAUGAGAA
Messenger RNA from Cydia strobilella, 2499 nucleotides. RefSeq names its product homeobox protein Hox-C4 (gene Dfd). The transcript is spliced from 2 exons. Gene Ontology annotation, molecular function: DNA-binding transcription factor activity, RNA polymerase II-specific; RNA polymerase II cis-regulatory region sequence-specific DNA binding. Gene Ontology annotation, biological process: positive regulation of transcription by RNA polymerase II; anterior/posterior pattern specification. The coding region runs from base 664 to 1839 and encodes 391 amino acids. NCBI's taxonomy places the organism in Eukaryota, Metazoa, Arthropoda, Insecta, Lepidoptera, Tortricidae. Gene Ontology annotation, cellular component: nucleoplasm; nucleus. The record is from RefSeq and is a predicted model, not a curated record.